Messenger RNA from Papaver somniferum (opium poppy), 1418 nucleotides. RefSeq names its product phospholipid--sterol O-acyltransferase-like. Gene Ontology annotation, biological process: lipid metabolic process. Lineage: Eukaryota; Viridiplantae; Streptophyta; Magnoliopsida; Ranunculales; Papaveraceae. The transcript is spliced from 7 exons. Gene Ontology annotation, cellular component: cytoplasm. The record is from RefSeq and is a predicted model, not a curated record. Bases 186 to 1082 code for a protein of 298 amino acids.
UUCAUUUUUCCUAUAUUGUUGGGUCUUUAACUGUAAUCGCAGCUAACCAAAAAGUACCUUUUUCCUUCAUUCAUCUUCAGACUUCCAACUAUCAGUCUUUCACAACAAGGCAGGAACGACCAUCAGAAGCAGGAGAAACCUAUUUAUCUCUUUCGCUACAUUUUUCGUUCUGAGUGAUUUCCCAAAUGAGAGACUUUCAAAGAUUUUCAUCUUGUAUUCUGAGUGUCAUGGUGUUUACAUUUCUCAUUGGUACAACAAGUUUAUUCGUUAGUGGUGAAGGAGGAGGACUCUCAGGAGAUUAUUCAAAACUAUCAGGGAUAAUAAUACCAGGUUACGCUUCAACACAGCUUGGAGCUUGGUCUAUUCUUGAUUGCCCUUACUCUCCUCUCGAUUUUAACCCUCUUGAUGCUGUCUGGCUUGACUCCACAAAAAUUCUUUCUGCGGUAAAUUGUUGGUUGAAGUGUAUGUUGUUAGACCCUUACAAUCAAACUGAUCACCCUGAAUGCAAAUCAAGACCUGAUAGUGGUCUUUCUGCGAUUACGGAGCUUGAGCCUGGAUACAUUACAGGUCCUCUUUCUUCAGUGUGGAAAGAAUGGGUUAGAUGGUGCAUUGAGUUUGGAAUUGAGGCAAAUGCAAUCAUUGCUGUUCCAUAUGAUUGGAGGUUGUCAGCAUCAAUGCUGGAAGAGAGAGAUCUUUACUUUCACAAGCUAAAGUUUGUUCACAACUGCCACUUUAUGUUUUAUGUGAUUACUUUUGAAACAGCACUCAAACUUCGCGGGGGACCCUCCAUAGUUUUUGCCCAUUCCCUGGGAAACAAUGUGUUCCGCUACUUUUUAGAAUGGUUAAAGCUCGAAAUUGCACCAAAACAGUACCUUCAAUGGUUUGAUGACCACAUACAUGCCUAUUUUGCCGUUGGAGCCCCUCUUCUUGGUUCGUGUGAGGCAGUCAAAGCGACUCUCUCUGGAGAAACAUUUGGCCUUCCAGUUAGCGAGGUCCUGAUAAUGUUUAUUGGAAGAAUUUUUUUGAGGGAAAAGGAAAGGGUAACCAUAAGUACCAUUGUGAUGACAUGGAAUUUCAUCUAAACUACUCUGGAUGGCCAACAAAUAUUGUGAAUAUUGAAAUUCCUACCAAAAGAGGUGGUAAAACGUAUCCGUCAAUUACAGAAGAAACUCUGUCCAACCUUUCUAGCAUGGAGUGUGGGCUCCCUACUCAGUUAUCCUUUUCUGCUCGAGAAGUGUCGGAUGGAACUCUUUUCAAAGCAAUGGAGGAUUACGAUCCAGACAGCAAAAGGCUCAUCUAUCAACUAGAGAAGUAUGUACAUCCAACUUAAGUGAUUCAAUGAACGGAGUAUGCAUUGAAAUGCUAGCUUGCUAAUGUUGAGGUUCGAUUAUUUAUCUUGCAUGUGAGCUAUGGUACAA